Messenger RNA from Paramuricea clavata, 3803 nucleotides. NCBI's taxonomy places the organism in Eukaryota, Metazoa, Cnidaria, Anthozoa, Malacalcyonacea, Plexauridae. The record is from the annotation of a GenBank genome assembly.
UUCCCAAGUUCGUUGCGAACUUGACAAUACGGGUCCAUACACACUGGACGCGAUUCGACAACGCGACGCGAUUUUUCGAUUUUCACUGACCGAUAACUUUGAUCCUAGUUUAAAUUUUCCAAAUAUUUAGAAGCGCUAUAACAUUUUGAGUUAUUUGGUCUACAUAUCUUUCAAAAUUUGCUCUCAUUGGCUGUUUUAUUAACUUUCAAAAACUGAAAAAUCGCGUCGCGUUAUCGAAUCGCGUCCGGUGUGUCUGGACGUUUCCAAGUUCGAAAAUUGGGCGCGAACUUCGCAACAAAAUUCGCAAGUUCAUUUCAGUGUUUGAACUUUGUUUUUUAUUAAUAAUUUUUUCAUCACUGUACAGAGCAAUGCACCGUACAUGUUUAUUUUUUGUUAUUCAAUUAUUCAGUUCACUUUAGGAGUCUCAAGGAUGAUUUCGUGAAAAUCAGAACAUUAGCGCGGACCCUGCAUGAACGGGCUCUCAGAAACAUUACAUUAAGGAAUAGUGGAUCUUCAGACGGAAUAGUAAAUAUAAAAAUCUACUAUUCCGGCUGUAUAGUCAAAAAAUUUAAAUUUCGACCCCUGCGGGGGGUCCAUAUCUACUAGUAAAUUUGGACCGGGUGACACCGGCACCUUGAAACUGUACAAACUAAAAUAUCACACCUAAAUUAUGGCUUUAGUUCAAACAGCGUGCUUUUCAUGUGAUAAACCUUAUCAUACAUGACCUAUAAAACUCACUGUUUGAAGUUAUUUGGUUCGGUACAUAAAAAGUUUGGUGUCGUUUAAACUAGGCCUUAAAAAUAACAGAAAGAUUAAUUAGCAUGACAAUCUCUAUAAUGUAGCUGUAACAACAAAUAUUUUUAUAACGUACGUAUAGCAGGGGACGGUUGUAUAAAACUCUUAAUCACUUUUUAAUCACUAUUUUGUAGUUAAAUAGUGAUUAACUCUCAAAUAGUGAUUAACUCAUUUAUAGUCGCUUUGUGAGUCAAAUUCUGUUGUUGAUGAUCACGUCUUCAUUGACGUUACCGUUGUAUUUGCCAAAGUCAUUGUGCGUAUAAUUUCUAUUUUGCUAACUUUCAGUAGUUCUUGUUACGGUGGCAAACGUUUACACUUGGAUUAUUUUUCGUGCAUGUUACAGCAACAAAUCCCUUCGCGCGGAUUAUUUUCGCUCAGUUUUAAUUUUCAAACUGGAAGGCGCAUUCCUCUUCAAUUGACUACAAUUGUAUCAAACAACUGCAUAAUUAUAUUAGGGAUCGAAACCCGGUCGCAGAGGUUCGACGUACAUGACAACCACUAUGCUACCAACAUCCCUGCAUUGCUUCCAAAACCUUCCAAAAAAACAGAUUCAGCAUAAACAGUAGAAUCUCUGCGGUUACUGCUGAAACCCAGUAUCACAAAAUGUUUUUUAAGUAAUGUUGAAUUAUGUAAGAUAUUAGAGGACACAAGUAAAUGUUGUUGUUGUCGUUGUCGUUUCGUUGUCGUCGUCGUUGUUAUCCGUGAUCUCUCUAAGUCUAAUCAUGUUAUCAUGUCUUCAUCUUUCUCUUACCGUGUUUUAGAUCUAUGAUCCGAACAACAAGCGAUACGAAGUUCCUGUCGAAACACCAGAGGUGACAAAGAAAAGUUCCGAACAAGAUUAUCUCGUUAGCUUCACUCACUAUCCAUUUGGUUUUGCAAUCACAAGAAAGUCAACUGGCCGCGUUCUCUUCAAUUCCACAGCGGGAGCAAUGAUUUUUGAGGAUCAAUUUUUACAACUAUCUACUUUCCUACCCUCAACUAAUAUAUUCGGACUAGGUGAACAUGUUGACAGUUUUCGACUAAAUACCACUUGGCAAAAACUGGUGAUGUUUGCUCGUGAUGGCGGAACACCUUAUGGAGGAAUCAAUCUGUAUGGAGUUCAUCCAUUCUAUGUCAAUAUUGAACCUGAUGGAAAUGCCCAUGGAGUGUUCUUACUCAACAGUAAUGCUAUGGAGGUCAUCUUACAACCAACUCCAGCACUCACGUACCGUACUAUUGGUGGAAUCCUGGAUUUUUAUAUUUUUCUAGGUCCGGAACCGGAUUCUGUUGUCCAACAAUACACGGAAGUCAUCGGGCGUCCAUUCCUACCACCAUAUUGGUCUCUAGGAUUCCAUCUCUGUCGCUGGGGUUACGAAACAUCAAACCAAACUCAAAAGAUUGUGAACAAAAUGCGGCAAUAUGGGAUCCCGCAAGAUGUACAGUGGAAUGACAUUGAUUAUAUGGAUAAUCAUUUUGAUUUUACCUAUGAUUCGCAAAGAUUUGCCGGACUUCCAGAUCUUGUAAACGAUCUUCACGAACAUAAUCAGCACUAUAUUCCCAUCACAGAUCCUGGAAUUCCCAACAGUGAUCCCAGUUAUGCCCCAUAUACUGAAGGUCUUAAAGUUGGAGCUUUUGUGAUGCAGCCGGACAGCGAUGAACCCUUAGUUGGAAAAGUUUGGCCUGGAAAUACAGUCUUUCCUGACUUUUUCAACCCAAAAACUAUCCAGUAUUGGCAAGAGCAGUUACAGAACUUUCAUGGCAAAGUAAACAUUGAUGGUCUAUGGAUUGACAUGAACGAACCUUCAAAUUUCGUAGACGGGUCCACUUCAGGUUGCCCUAAAUCGACAUACGAAACUCCGCCAUAUGUACCAGGCGUCAUGGGAGGUCAUUUAACGGCCAAGACAAUAUGUAUGGGAGCGAGACACGCAAACGGUAUACACUAUAAUCUACACAGUUUGUACGGACAUUCUGAACUGAUUGCCACUGCUAAAGGUCUUCGUAAUGUUUUGAAUAAACGUACUUUGGUCAUCUCUCGUUCAACAUUUCCAAGCAGCGGGAAAUACGGAGGACAUUGGUUAGGAGAUAAUAAUAGUCAAUGGCCUGACAUGGGCUAUUCUAUACCAGGUAUACUCGAUUUUAAUCUGUUUGGUAUUCCAAUGGUUGGAGCGGACAUUUGUGGAUUUAAUGGAAACACUCAGAAGGAGCUGUGUACACGAUGGCUACAGCUUGGGGCGUUCUAUCCAUUUUCAAGGAAUCACAACACGAAAGGUGCGACUCCUCAAGAUCCGGCCUCGUUGGGAGACGAUGUUGCAGCUAUAGCACGUAAAACAUUCUUAAUUCGCUACAGUCUCUUACCUUAUCUGUAUACCUUGUUCUAUAAAGCUAAUGUUCAAGGAAGCACUGUCGCCCGUUCACUUGUGUUUGAAUUCCCAAAAGAACCAUAUACGUAUUCUAUUCAAUCUCAAUUCCUUUGGGGACCUGCACUAUUGAUCUCACCCGUUCUCGUGCAAUCCUCCACUCAAGUAAACGCAUACUUCCCUAACGAUUUGUGGUAUGAUUUCUAUACCGGCAAGGCUCUUUCAGCCCAUGGACACAUCACGUUAGACGCACCCAUUGAUAAAAUCAAUUUACAUAUUAGAGGUGGGUACAUUAUUCCAAUGCAGGAGCCAUCAACUACUACUGCAGAAAGUCGUAAGAAUCCUUACUCUCUCAAAGUUGCCUUGAGUUCAUCCGGUGAUGCAGUCGGUGAUCUUUACCUUGAUGAUGGUGAAAGCCUGAACACCAAGGAAACUCUCAUCGUGAAAUUUGCAGUGCAGUCAAAAACUCUCACCUCGUCACCUACCCUAGGUGGAUACACUCCAUCAGCUAAAGUCAGUAAUGUUACAAUCCUUGGUGUAAUGUCAAAACCAAGCCAAGUAUCUGUCAAUGGAAACCAAACUCCCUUUGACUACGAUUCCUCUUCAAUGGUUCUUCGUCUUGGAUCGUUAAGCUUGAGUCUUGUUGACAAGUUCCUCAUAAAAUGGCAAUGA